ACCACCAAAAUACAGAAUACCACGUGUGUUUAGUUUAUUUUCCCAAAAACUCAUAAAUAUGGUACGAAAACUAAAAUUUCACGAGCAGAAGCUGCUCAAAAAGGUAGACUUUAUAUCAUGGAAAGUUGAUAAUAACCUAAACGAAGUAAAGGUUAUGAAAAAGUAUUAUAUUCAGAAACGCGAAGACUACACAAAGUAUAACAAGUUAUCAAGAGAGAUUAGGGACUUAGCAAACAAGAUAAAAGAACUAGAGGCGAGUUCGGAAUUCAGGACAGAAGCAAGCGCGCAGUUGUUGGAGAAACUAUACCAAAUGGGUUUGAUCCCCACGCGAUGGGAUCUGGCACUCGCCGUUAACGUAUCCGCUAGCUCUUUCUGUAGAAGGCGCCUGCCAGUUGUUAUGGUUAGAAGCAAAAUGUCAGAGAACAUCAAAGAAGCCACUAAAUUCAUAGAGCAAGGUCAUGUGAGAGUCGGUCCUGAAGUGGUGAAAGAUCCCGCUUUCUUAGUAAACAGAUCUCUGGAAGACUUUGUCACAUGGGUCGAUGGCUCGGCUAUCAAGAGACAUGUUAUGGAAUACAAUGAAAUGAGGGAUGAUUUUGAUAUGCUGUAGUUUGGUGUAGAUAACCUUAGUGUUAAGUUGUAAAUAUGCUGUAAUGUGGAUGAAUGUCAAAAUAAAAUUAAGUUGGUUCCCUUA
Pectinophora gossypiella (pink bollworm) is the source of this 691-nucleotide messenger RNA. RefSeq names its product U3 small nucleolar ribonucleoprotein protein IMP3. Gene Ontology annotation, biological process: rRNA processing. The transcript is spliced from 4 exons. Gene Ontology annotation, molecular function: rRNA binding; snoRNA binding; structural constituent of ribosome. Gene Ontology annotation, cellular component: small-subunit processome; Mpp10 complex; small ribosomal subunit. The coding region runs from base 59 to 607 and encodes 182 amino acids. The record is from RefSeq and is a predicted model, not a curated record. Lineage: Eukaryota; Metazoa; Arthropoda; Insecta; Lepidoptera; Gelechiidae.